CAUUUUCUACGACUGUUUGUUGCCGAUGACAGAAAUCACAGAAAAAAACACGCGAUCGUCUUGGCCUGUCUUGGCCUUUGGGAGCGGCACUUAUUUUUCCAUUUAAACAAAUCAACAAGCAAUAGUUUUGAUCAUUACUAUUACGACAGAGUGAAAUUAAUAAUAUGGAAAGUGGAAAUACGGAAGCAAGUGAUAAGUCUUCUGUAGCAGCGGUGACCGAGAAAGAAAAUGCAAUGGAUAAUGGAGACCCGGCAACAGAAUCCCAUACCCAUUCGAAUGGAAAAUCAUCCGACCUGCAGGAAGAAACAAUUCAUAUCUACGCCACUCUUGCAUUCAUCGUGGUUAUCGUGAUGAUCGGGGUACCGAUGUGGUGGAAGACCACCGAGGUUUAUCGCGUCUCACUGCCAUACGCAGAAAUAGAAGCGUUGGGCGAGGUACCCAUUAAAGCCACUAUCCGAAUGGGGUUGUUCGUAAAAUCAACCGAUCGUAAGGAGAUCCUCAUGUUCGAGCUGAGGAAGAAAUUCGAGAAUAACUUCGUAUUUAACCUUCAGUUGAAGGACUUUUCAAUUGAUGUGGAAACUGCUCAAUCGGCCAAAACACCGGCCGCUCUCGAGACGGCUGUUUUGAAGCGUCAUCCACUGGAUUUGGGGGAAUUCGCUCUGAUCGAAUGGGGCAAGUUGGAAGAUGACGUUCUUGUUACUUCAGAAAGAACGGCUUUUAUUUCCGAAAGUGCCACCUCGCUGAAGAUAUAUCAAGUUUUGUCGUCUUGGAUUCUCCAGGAGUACAAAUUGAAGGCUAUUCUCGGAUCGAAGGACAUGCAAACAACGAAGGGUCGCCAACUACGGCUUAACACAGCACCUAUGCAACCUCACUACGAGAUUCUGAUUUCUGUACUCAAUCCUCGACCCGACAUUCAAAGGGUUCAUUGGAAUGCCAGAGCCGCAGCAGAAAAUUACAUUGUACCCUUCUUGAGCGGACUGUCAGCGAUUGCUAACUUCACCGUCAAAACCCAAUGGAUCUAUCAGGUGGAAAUUCAGAACCACCCUCAGAAACAGGUUCAAGACAGCACGAAAGUGCGCCGCCACUAUGUGAUUCCAGAAGAUGUGCUGCCCCACAUUAUCACUUCGUUCGAGAAAAAACUAGGUAAUCAGAUUUCGAACGAUCCGGGCAUCCACCUGGUCGUGUAUGUUCCGGCGUGCGAAUUGGCACCGCUCCGAAUCUACCGCAAGGACGGCACAAGGGCAUCUGUCGACAAUGUCGAAGCGUUCACUUCGGCCAAAUGGGGUGGCAUUGUGUUCGCAAACCCCUCGGACGAUGCGAUUAUCAAGUGUCUGGAAGAUCCGGAAAAUAGUGAUGUAUAUGUCAGCUCUCAAGAUGUCAUGCCAGUGUUGCUGUACCAGCUGCGGAAAAUCCUCGAUCUCGAGAACAAUAUACCACUGCUGGACACCACCCUUGCACCGUUUGAUUCUAUUAAGGCACGAAUUUGGGAGGCAGAUACCUUCAUUCGGUCGAACACUAUUUACCGCAUUCAUUCUGCUACUUUGACGCUUCAAUCUCUCAUUCAGCUGCUCGGAGGAAUUAAUUAUAUCGUUAUAAACGAUGAGGUGGGUGAAGCCAUCAAGGACGCUUACCAACGGAUCGUAACAGCCAAGGAUCAUUUAGCGAACAACAGAUUACUGGAGGGUGCCGCCGAAGCGAGACGGGCUUAUGUGUCUGCCGAACGGGCUUUCUUCGAUCCGAGCAUGCUAGCGCUGCUGUAUUUCCCCAGCGAGCAAAAGUAUGCGAUUUACAUCCCACUGUUCUUGCCGAUUAUGAUUCCGGUGAUCUUUUCCUUUAACACGAUCAGUAAGUACCUGAGGAAACGUUUCGGAAAAGGAGACAAACAGAAAUCGGAGUGAAAAGCUAUCGCCAAUAAAAUAUAGUCCAUAUA
Molecule: messenger RNA, 1930 nt
Organism: Toxorhynchites rutilus septentrionalis
Lineage: Eukaryota; Metazoa; Arthropoda; Insecta; Diptera; Culicidae
Product: prolyl 3-hydroxylase sudestada1-like
Exons: 6
Coding region: 165-1898 (577 amino acids)
Biological process (GO): attachment of GPI anchor to protein; peptidyl-proline hydroxylation; regulation of translational termination
Cellular component (GO): cytoplasm; GPI-anchor transamidase complex
Molecular function (GO): iron ion binding; peptidyl-proline dioxygenase activity; L-ascorbic acid binding
Source: RefSeq, a predicted model, not a curated record